GAAAAUAAAUAUAUGUAACUUAUUUACACGAUUAAGUAACCUAGAAUACCCUUGAUACCAUCGUAAAUCAGGAAAAGUAGAUAUUUGUUAAUUCUAUACAAAACAAAAUAAGUAAAUUCUAUCGAAUUCUGUUCAAUUAUUUAUGAAAAUCUGUUGGUUAAGGAAAAGAUGAAGACAGAUAUUAAUGAUCCAUGGAGUGGAACAGAUGUUCCAGCAUCCAGUAAUGAUAAAUGUAAAAAUUGUUUCGAAGAUUCUUUUGUAGAAAAUCAAACGCAACAUAUCAAAUUAGCCGAUUCAGAGGAAUAUUUGGAAAAACUUUAUUCCAGACUUAAAAGUCUUCAAAAAGGUACAUCAAAGAAAGAUCUUGUAACAUCUUUAUUUGAAGCAAAGGAAGAUUCCAUUGCACGUUUAAUAACUUCUGGGUGUAAACUUGAAACUGAAGAAGAAAUUGAAUUUGCAUCAAAUCCUUUAAUAAGACAUAUAGCACCUCAUUUACAGGCACUAACUGCUAGCGAAUUAGUUCAUCUCUUAAAAGCAGAUGUUCUACAAGUUGUCAGUGAAUCUGCACAACAAGAAGAAAUUGCUACAGAGACAUUAAAAAAAUAAAUAAGCUGCAAAUUACCAGACAAAAGAAUAAAACAGAACUAAGGCUUUAAAAAAAUGUCGAUCAAAGUGUUAUCAGGAAAAGUAUUUUUAGUAGUCACUGGUGCAAGCCGUGGAAUUGGAAAACAACUUGCAAUAUCUGUUGGUUCGAUCCUAGAGAAAGGUUCACAUGUACUUUUAUUAGCAACAAAUCUGAA
Bombus pascuorum is the source of this 800-nucleotide messenger RNA. RefSeq lists its product as uncharacterized. Bases 169 to 606 code for a protein of 145 amino acids. The transcript has 3 exons. Gene Ontology annotation, biological process: cilium organization. NCBI's taxonomy places the organism in Eukaryota, Metazoa, Arthropoda, Insecta, Hymenoptera, Apidae. The record is from RefSeq and is a predicted model, not a curated record.